AGCAAAGUAUAGGAGUUUCUUGAAAUUGCUCUUCCAAUAUAUAUAUAUUUAGUAACACUACUUUUUAGCAAGUAAAUUAAAGUCCUUUUUCAAUGGUGUUUUUUUGUUUUCUGGUGGAUCGAAAGAGAAUAAUGAAAAAGCGUAAACCAGUAGCUGGUUCGUGUUCGAGAUGCAACUGCAGUGCCCACGUAGCUGAUAUGUGUACUCUCACCAGAUUUUGUCAUAUCCCUUUUUAUUGGAAAUCUUGGAAGGCUAUUGUUUGUUGUUUCUGUGGUGCAAUUCUCAAGUCUUACACAACAUAAUUAAUUAUCAAUCAAUCGCUUUUCUCUCCUCUUU
Messenger RNA from Capsicum annuum, 336 nucleotides. RefSeq lists its product as uncharacterized. The transcript has a single exon. NCBI's taxonomy places the organism in Eukaryota, Viridiplantae, Streptophyta, Magnoliopsida, Solanales, Solanaceae. The coding region runs from base 93 to 302 and encodes 69 amino acids. The record is from RefSeq and is a predicted model, not a curated record.